UUGACAUUUUUAAAGAUAAAAUAGGGUAACAAAAGAAAAAUAAAAGCGAAUAUAACUGAAAAUAUAAACUAUAUUACUUAUUUCUAUUAAGAAAAAUAUUAGGAUAUUUAGAUAGUGCUGAAGACAAUGAGAUAUUAUAUAUACUUAAAAUUUCAUGGGAUAUAAGAUCCAAUAGUCAUUAUUAUUGUCAUCUGAAUUACAAAUUAUAAAGUUAAAUACUUCUUUAUAUACCUAGUAACAACCAUGAACACACUUGUUAUCUGAAACGAAGAGAUCAGAUAUCACAUUAGGGAACUCAUUCUGUUCAUUAUGCAUUUCCAAGAAUUUACAACAUAAUCUUUUUUACACUGUAUUAUAUUUUACCUAAGUACAAUUACAUAUAAAUUAAAUAAGUACACAUCUCACUAUAUACAAAAUUAUAUGUGUUUCAAAUUUUCGGAUAUAACUUACUACUUAUAUAAUUUAUUGAAUAAUAUUUAAUCAAGGAAAACUAACCAGCAGAUUCUUUAUAAAUAAAUUAGUAAUAUUUUCUUGACUUACUUACAUACUUACGCCUGUAACGCCUCGUGGAGGAGCAUAGGCCGUACACCAGCAUUCUCCUUCCAACCCUGUCCUGAAUAACCAUAUUGAAUGAAAGAUUAAAUGUAAACUCAACAAACAUUAGUUGAUUUUCAAGUGAAGAACAACAAAAUGUUUUUUGCACUGUCCACUUCAAUGGGGAUAUUCAUUUAUAUUUUAUUUUUAUUUGGUGGACUUAUAUCUCAAAGAAUUUCUUCUCUACCUAAAUCUUCAUCCGCUUUUGUUGAUCAAUCUGGUCCAUGUACGCCUGAAGAGGAAGCAAAGAAUUCACAAUGUCUACGAGAAUUACCAGCUGAACGAUAUGAAGUGCUUGAAGGUGAAACAGUUUUGAUGCGUUGUCGUGUAGCCAAUCAAAGGGGAAAAGCACAGUGGCGUGCCAGAAACUUUUUAUUAGGUUACAAAAGAAAUAUUCCAGAUUGGCCAAGAUAUUCGUUACAAGGUGAUUCAGGUCAAGGUGUACAUGAUUUAUUAAUUCAAAAUGUUAGUCGCGAAGACGCUGGAGUAUAUGAAUGUCAGGUUUCACCUGUUGCUGGACAAAAUCCACUUAGACGUCAAACUCUAUUAGUUAUAUUAGUGAAGCCAAAAAUACCCACUAUUGUAACUUUACCGGGUGUACCACAACCAUCAACCAAUGGACAAUUGAUUGUAGCUUUUGAUUCCAAUAAAACUAAUACCAUGAAUAACAACCCAUUGAAACUAAUCUGUCAAGCGAAAGGCGGUUAUCCUACACCAAAGUUUGAAUGGUUUCAUAAUGGAAAUCUUAUUUCAGCAUCAAAAGAUUCAGAUGAAUUACAGGAUGUCAAUGAAGAAAUAUAUUCACAAAAAAUAACUAAAGAUCAGUUUGAAUUGGAAAUUGAUAAAACGAAACUUUCUACUCGAGAUCGUAUAGUGUGCUUAGUCAGCAACAAAGCAACAAUGCGUUCAAAUCACCUAUAUGAACAAAAGCUUAGAGCUGAAAUUAUUAUUGUUAUCCACUCUUUACCCGGUGAUCCAGAAAUAAUUGACUGGGAUAAAUUCACAAAUGAAUCUACAAGUUUAUUUGUUGGUUCAACGUUUGAAGUUACAUGUAGAGUGACUCCACCUGGAAAUCCUCCUGGUCAAGUUGUAUGGCGCUUUGAAAAUCCUUAUUCUAGUAUGAACCUAGAUCAAUUGACCGCUUUUGGAACUGAUUUUAAAAUCCCAUCAAUAAAGAAUGUUAUUUCUAUUUCAAAUGAAAAUGUAAUCAACCAGAUUACAGAUGAAAAAAUCUUGAGCCGACUGAAAAUUACAAAUCUUAAUUCAACAAUGCAUGGUUUAGACUUGGUGUGUGCUGUUCGACAUCAAGUUGGCCCAGAGAAGACAACAAAGAAACGAAUCUUAAUUCAACAUGGUCCUCAUCAUGUCAAUAUACAAGGUCCUUAUGAAAGAAUGAUAGAACUGAAACAAAAAGUAACUGUUUAUAAUAAAUUAGAGAGAACAGAUAAUAAAAGCACAGUGACCACUGUAAUAAAUAAACAAAAACUAUAUGUUUAUUUAGACAGACCACAAUAUUUAUUAUGUGUUACUGAUGAAUAUUAUGGACAAGUUGAGAUUAAAUGGCGGGGUAAAUUACAUAACAGUGAAAAUUGGGAAGUAAUCACUCCAGUCGAAUCAUUUCCAUGUAACGAACCUGAUGCGUUACACAAUUUCAAUAUCAUUCAAGCAUCAGUUAUACAACUGAUUACAACAAAUCAAAAACGAAAUGCUCUAUUAUGGACAGAAAUAGAAUGCAGUGCUCUACCAAGUUAUUUCAGAGAAGAAAAUAGAAAAAUUAUAUCGAACCAGGUCAAUCUGGAAAUGUAUACCAUCCCUCGCAUCCCGAUAAUUACAGGGUAUAAAGAAGGCACGCUGUUGGCAGAUGGAACUAUACUUACGCUUCACUGCACAGGAGAGCAAGGAAAUCCUCCAGGAAAACUAGUUUGGACUCAAGUAUUAAAAGGUACCAAUGAAAGUGAACUAAUUGAUGAGUCAAAUAUUAUUCAACAAAAUCAAUCGAACAAAUAUCCUGAUGGAAUGAUUUACUCAAUAUUAAAUAUUAAUCUGACAAAAUCAUAUGAUGGAGCGAUUUUUAGAUGUGGAACUGUGAAUCCUGGUUACGGAUAUUCGGAUACACAAUUCAGUUUACCAGUAGAAAUUGGUGUAUCCUAUUCAGCAACAGUUUUAAAUAUUAGUGUCAUAAGUGGAACUGGACGAAUGAUAACACGAUCAAAAUUACGUGAUGAACUUCAAAUUAUUUUAAGUUAUUAUAAAUCAAAAUACAAUGUUGGACAUAUUCCGAUAGUCCAAGCGAAAUCUGGUCAUUCACUUAAACUAAUGUGUCAAGUUGAAAUGUCAAAUCCAAAACCUGAAAUAGAAUGGCAACUUCAUCAUUGUCCACCUGUUCAGCUUGCAUCAUUUGUGAGAGGUAUCAACGAUACAAUCAACGAUAUGAAAUCAAAUGAUCCGUAUGACGCAUUUUUUAAAAGCUGUCAAACUAUUCACUUAACAGGUAGUAAAAUGGAAGAAACAAUAAGUGACUCUGGCAAACUUCACAUCUUAAAUAGUCAUUUGGAACUUCCUAUAAACAUAACACAUGAUGGAGAUUUACUUGAAUGUUUAAUUAGAAAAUAUCCAGUGGAAAAUAUCAACAGUUCUGUUCAUUUACAAUCAUAUGAUAACUAUGAAUUGUCUAAGCCUUAUUAUCAAAAUACACAUUCACAAGCUCUUACACUUUUAAAUUCACAUAUUUUACUUUCUAUUCAAUUUCCACCGAUAUUUUUAACUUUAACAAAACAAUUGAAUUGGCCUGUAGAAUUGAAUUCACCAAAUAAUAAUGAACAAUUUUUACCACAUUAUAUUGUGGUUGAAGGUGGAUCACUUGAUUUAGAUUUAGAGCCUAUAUCUAAUCCAUCAUUAAGUAAAACAUCUUGGUUUAGAAAUGGUAUACCACUUCCUUUAUCAAUUAAUCCAAUAAAAACAUUGUAUUCUUUUAAAAAUGAAGAAAUGAAUGAAAGUUCUAAAUCAUAUUCAAUUGAAGAUUUAAAUCAACGUUUAAUAGUAAAACCAACUAAAAUAUUUAUUCAUCCUGUUAAACGAUCAGAUAUGGCCAAUUAUACACUGAUUGCAACAAAUACUCUAGGGAGUAAAGAAUUUACAUUUUUUCUAAAUGUGACUUAUGGGCCUCAAUUGCUUGGUUCGCCUUCAGUAAAUUUGACAGUUUCUGGUAAAAAGGCUGAACUAUUUUGUCAAUCAGAAGCCAAUCCCACACCCACCACAAAUGCUGUCCGCUGGAGGCGUUUAACAAACACACUGGUUGGUUAUGACUAUGCAGAAAAUAUCUACAGAAAUUCAAUCUCUCGAUCAUCUUUUUCUACAAAGAGUCAUACUUCACAGGCUGAUUCAGCUGCUGGGAUUCAUUGUGACAAAGUUGAAUGGAAUGUUGGAUUUAAAUAUUAUGCAAAAUGUUGGUCAUCAGCUCCUGGAGUAAUGACUAGUACACUUACAAUAUACGAUUUAAGUCCAAAUGAUGUUGGGCGAUAUCAGUGUAAUAUGGAUAAUGGAAUCGGAUCGCCAGCUGUUCGUACAAUUGAUCUUACUUAUCCAUUUGCACCAAGAAUAGUACCAGUAACAAGAUGGUCAAGAGCUGCACCCAAUAUAGUUUCAAACAAGAAUAACACUAUCAGUGUUACUCAAUCAACUGUAAUUUCUGAUCAACUAGUUUCUGUAGUAGAAGGAGCUCACGCAAGGUUAACAUGUGUAAUUGCUGCAGAACCUAACCCAGAAGUACAUUGGUUGAGAGAGCCUGCUAAUUUAACAUUAAUUGAAGGAGGUCAAUUUCAUUCAAUAGUUAAAUCUAUUCGCCCAGGAUUAUAUCAUGCAAUAUUGUAUUUGAUACAACCACAAGAAGUUGAUAUGGGUCGAUACUUUUGUAAAGCAAAAAAUUUAGUUGGUGAAGAUACUGGUCGUGUAGAUUUAAUACGUCCAACUCAACCGGAUCUUCCAAGUUCACCACGUUUAUUGAAUGCAACUAGUAAAAGUUUAACAGUUUCUUGGACACAAGGAUUUAAUGGUGGUCCAGAACAAACUUUCUUGUUACAUUGGCACCCAAAUGAAGACCCAGAUCACCAUGAUAAAGUCAAUAUUAAAGAAGAUUUAGACAAUGAAGUAUUAACCUACAGUAUCACUGGCCUUCAAAAAGCUACAACAUAUCGUGUGUCAGUCAGUGCUUAUAAUACAUUAACUUCUACAACAUCGUUUACACCCUACCUUUUGGCUUCCACAACUGCAUUUGACUCGCUGUCAGGAGAAGAAGCAAUGAGGGAUGAAGCCAAAGCCAAAUCAUUAAAAAACAUUCAAAGAGGACAUUGGGAUUCAAGAUGGCGGUUAAAUUCUAAGAACUCUGAAAACUCGAUAAAUCCAGAUCCUCAAAGACGAUCAGUUCGAUCUGGUCAUGAAUUAAAUUCUCUGGAUGAUAAUGCAUUUGUGAUUAUAAUUGCAGUCUCUGUAUUCGGAUCAUUUAUUUUAAUAGCGAAUUUAUUGGUAGUAUUAUUAUUUACACGAUACAAGCGCCAAAAGAUGAAGCAGGGCGAACGUAAACCAUCUGCUGCGGGGGACCUCAUACAAAUAUACCCGGUGGAAAAUGGUUUUUCAGAAAUACACACAAAUGCACAGAAUAGUUUUCCGAUGUAUCCAGAUGAUAUGCGUUUAAAUGCCAGUUACAUGUUGCAAUCAGCACCUAAUGACCAGUUUUCGCCCUUUCAAAACGGAUGGGAACAAAUACCUUUUAAUAUUUGCCCAGAUCAAAAUUCAUCUAUUAUAAGAGGAAAUCAAAUAUUUUCAAGCUCACCUCACUCAAGCAUGAAUGCAAUGAACAUGCAAAAUUUCAACUCUCCAAAUCAUAUAGAAUUUACUAAUCGACCUUCUAGUGAUAUAUCUAUUCAACCAUCAUCUGUUUUAAUAAAUAAUGCCGACCAAACUGCAGUGGCUUAUUUAAAUCAAGAUAAUGGAACAGUAGAAGCGAUUCAAAAUAUUCAAAAUUAUCAUGACUGUUCAGAAUUUAUGCAUCCAGUAUUUCCCAAUAGUUGUUCGCCUCUGAAUUACGAUACAGAAAACAAUCUGAGAAAUAUAGAGCUCCCUACGCCUACUCACAGACGGCUUGUUACUAUAGGUAGGACCUUGACCGAAAAAAGUAACAGAACUAGGUCACCACAUUCUGGAGCAGCUUCAAGUGUUUCCACCAUCAGGUCGAAUGGACAAGGAAAUAAUAAUAGUUUAGAAAGAAGCCUAUCAACUUUUCAACGAUCUCAUCAUUCGAACUUGCUGGGUGAUUACAGACAUCUUGGUGGUGGCUUGACGUUACCUAACGGAGGCUUAGGAUUAAAUAUUAUCAGUCAGAGUCCCCAUCAGAACGGACAAUUGUUUAUAUCAAACACAAGAACUUCAGGAAACUGGAUUCAAAAUGGAAUGACUACAAGCUUUCAUGGAGGUAAUGCUCCGUCAUGGAAGCAUUAUGUCAAUCCUCAUGGAAGCGAUGAAUACACAGCAUCAGGACAACAAAUAGCAAGAAAUUCAUACAAUUCCUUUGGACAACAAUCUGUAUCACAUCUCACGAACAGUUUUGAAUUGCCCGAUGGUCAUAUUCUUAACAGCCGACAGUAUGCACAUGCCAACAAGGGUCCCGAGGUCUCACCAUCACGUUAUUAUCAGGAAUCACCAGCAAGGUAUAUGACCCAAUUGGAAAAUAAUUGGCCACAAUCAAAUCAAAACAACAAUGACUGCAGAAAUAUGAGCAUGGAGUUUCCGUCAAAUGGAUCGACUAUACCACCACCAAAUGAUUUUCAAACUGCUGGUUCCCAUAUCCCUUACAUACAAGUUAAUAGUUCCACUCCUACUGUCAAUAGACCAUAUUAUCAUAUGACAGAUGAAAAUAAGAAUAUUAUUAACCAAGAUAGUCCUGGUGCAGAUCAUUUACAAGCAAUGGACCAACGUUUAGGUAUACCCAGAAACGUUUCAGAUAAUAUGAUAACACAUCAAAAUCACGGCAACUAUUCUUCAUAUGGUUGUGUUUUAUAACAAUCUGUAUCCUAUUAUGUUACUUCUCUACAAAAUUGUACAGCAAGAUAUUUCUGUGUAUGAACUUAACUUAUACCUGCUAUUUACUAGACACUUUUGAGGAGCUGUAAAUCUAUCCGCAUUUAAUCUCUCACAGAAACUGUACAAAGAAACUAUGAAAAAUAUUUGAUCAAUAGUGACAUUAAACAGAAUCUCAUGUUAUGCAUGUGGUUUGAUUUUAUAUUUUUGAAAAUGUAUCAUUUUCCUGAUUGUUCCCCGUAAAUUAUGCUAUCUACAAGUACUUUAUGGAAAAAAACAAAUCUUGAAUCACCUUUGUAUUCUGACAUAUUUUACCAUUAAAUUCGACUUCUUAAACUAUGAAACAGUAACUGGUAAGAGUUUUACGAUAUUUCAUAUUAUUUUUCUUAUCUAUUUAAUCUCAACUUCUUGAAAAACUAUUUUAAGUUCAUACUUUUCAAAACAUUACACUAACAGAUAACGUGUCACCACAUAUAUAAAUAUAAAAAAUCAUGGAAUCCUUACUAGUUUAUAAGUGUGAUCAGAUUAAUACAAAAGAAGUAACGUUUAAAAUCAUAAUGGUACUUUAUCUAAGAGGAGGCAGAGAGAAUGACAGAGAUUUUUUCAAUGAGAGGUAUAAGAUCUACUUAAAAUUUAUGAACAGCGGUGAGAUCGUUUCAAUGACUAGCAAACAGCAUAUGAUAAACAUAAACACACUAAGGGCAUGGUAUAAUUAUAACAUGUGUGUUUCAGAGUGAUAGACUUAAUCCCUUCAUAACAAUAAGUAAGUUAAACAUUUUAUUCGUUAAAUUUGGACUUAGUGUCUCUCAACACUUUCAUCUUCAGUAUUAACCAGUGGCAAUUGUUACUGUUCAAUGCUGCUUUGCGUUUGAAGAAUACACAGCUUACCCUUUGAAGGAAACCGAGCUUAGCGAGGUUGAGUUGAUGUAUGCGAUGUGAUCUAACGAGGUUAUUGUAUCUUACUCAUAUACGGAAUUGAUAUUUUGACUUUUGGUAGCUAUUGGAAACUAUCACAAUUUUCUAUAGAAUCAGAGGAUAGACCAGUUUUAAAGAUUCAUUAUUUUCUACUUAGGAAGAAUAAAUUUAACACUGAAAUAAACCUAAAAUAAAUUAAAGAGUUACUGAUGUAGUUUUCGCAUUUACUGUAAGACUAAUAAUGAGUCACUUUGCCUUAGUAGACCAACACAAAAAUGAAACAAUUUAAGCAUUAAUAUAUUUGCUUCUUGAGAUAUAGCUCACACCCUAUGAGUACCAAAUUUCCCAAAAGACUGAGAUCAAGAAUCAUUGAGUUAAUGUAUCAAUUUCCUGUUUCAGUCUAACCAUUGUAAAUUAUAGUCUGCUUCAUAUCUGCUUCAACUAAUCUGAUGCUUAUUGAUUAGCCAUAGAUCAGUAUUUCUAUUCAGCUUAUAUAGUAAAUUUAAACAACAACAUAAAUGAAUCGAGAAGACAGUGAGCGAAAUUUUUUUCGUUUUCAGUAAAUGAAAUCUGAUGUAUACAAUAAUUCUUAUCGGUUAAAAGUGAAGCCACAAAACUGAACUUCAUACAUUAUUUAUGUAAGAUACCGAAAUUUCAACUGUGAACCGAAAUUUAUAGCUUUCUUACAAACAACAUUUCCGUAGGUCUUCAGGAAGACGUUCCUGUAAGUCAUUGAUAUGUAAAAGUGUUACUUCUUGUAAAUUAUUUCAAAUAACACGAUAUAAAGAAUAAAGUGAGUUUAUUAUGUUUCAAGGUUUUUCAUAAUCUCUAAACAGCUUUAAGUUACAACUAAUCAUAUGACCAGCAACAAACGUCUCAAAGUAAACUGAUCCAAAUUGUCAAUGAAUCCAGGAUUCAUAAAACAUUUAACGGAAUUUUUCUAAGAAAUAGGCUAAUUAGCGUAUUCAGCUUAGUCCUGUAGAGCAUAUAGACUGCUUUGAUUAGGUCAUACAACUUUGCGCAGUUAUUCUAGCAACAUGUGUAUUCUGUUUUGAUGUCAGUUUAUUUGGCUUAAUGACAAAAUCACACUCUGUGAAUAACGAACUUUUAAAAAAUUUUGGCUAGCCUCUAUGGUCCAACUUUCGUUUUAUUAAGGUUUUGUAUAUUAUUCAUAAAUUAGUUAAUAAACUAAUGACAAGUCCGAUCAUAAAUGUUGUAAGCUUUUACUUGAAAUUCUGAUGAAGUGUAAGUCUAUUCAGAGUUUCAGUAUUAUUUCCUGAUAAACAAGAAACAACAUAUAAUUCCAAACAAAUUUCCUCUCAUCUAAUAAUAACAAACAAUAAGCAAAUAAUCAUAACUAGAAACGGUUAGAAAAGCAUACAUAUAGUAUACACUUGUUUAUUUUUCGUAAAUAAUGUCAAAAACAAUUUAGUUAAGAUUUUCAGUGACCAAUAUUUCCGAAUAACAUUAGGAUCACUUCAAUUUUUUUUUAAUAAUUUUUUUUGUCCCCCUUAAUCAAAAAAUUUUCAUCCCAUUUUCCAAUUUUUUUCAAUCCCUUUCGUCCAAUGAAAUUCCUAGUUGUAAAUGCGUUGUAAUUGGUUAUGUAAUUCUUGAAAUUCGUAUAAAAGCUCUGUACUUAUGGAUAUAGAUAAUUUUCUUCACAAUAUGGACGUCAGCAACGUGCAAAUUAGAGGCUCUGUUGUUCCUCACGUAGUCACAGAAACUGAAAAUGUAUUUUUGAAUACAUUGUAUCUGUUAGCGUUUCCAUCACUGGAAGCGUUAAAGAGCGCCAUUAGAACUUAUGAAAUAGCAACGUACUGCCAUUAUGCGGUGAGAGAUUCUCAUUUCCAUGGAGAUCGGAAGCCGUAUAUUAAAUUUGUAUGUUGGAGAAAGAGCUAUAAAACACCAAGCGUUUCUUCGCAGCCGAUUAGACGAAGGAGGUAAAUUGAUUAGUGUUAUUAUAUUGUUCAUUGAGGACUUCAAUGGACACACAAUGUCCGGCCUUCAUCCUUUGUAAGUUUCUUGAAGGUUAUUGGACUUGUUCGUGGGAAUGUGCAUCACAAUCACGAGUGCAAUUCCCUGAGGUACGACUGCAACACAUGGAUGCGCCGAUUAACGGGAGCGGAAUUUGAAUCAGUGAAGCCACUGCUGAUAUCUGGAACAUCAGCAUUCAAUGUGAUACACUACGCUUACCAAUCAUAUGGGAAACGUCUUACAGCUCAAGAUGUUUUCAAUAUGCGUUACAAAGUGUUCUCACAGGCCAACCUUCCUGGUGAUUACGGUAAGUUCACAUCACGUCACUUGGUGGCCUUUGUGAUUAUCAAUUGGAUGCAGAUCAUAGUCUGUUGUACUUCUUUUUCGCUACAGCAGACCAGAUCAAUCUGUGUAACAGGUUUUUAGAUGUUGUUGGUUUUGAUGGGACAUACAAAACCAAUAAUGAAAACAUGUUUCUUUAUCACGUGGUGGCUCUGGACAUGAAUUUCAUGGCAAUACCUGUUUGUAUUGCAUUUGUAAGUCGCGAAACAUCGACUUUGCUGUCCAGUUUCCUCUCGUUCUUCCGCCAAAUGAGUAACAAUAGAGAGGUUAUCGGUAUUGUUACUGACGAUUCACCUGCUAUAGCUGCUGCCAUAACGCAGGUGUAUCCCAAUUCACACCACCUUUUGUGCCGCGUGCACCUUCUUCGAAAUGUCAUCAAGAGGAGGCUACGAUCUGAUCUUCUUCAAAUGUUCUACCGUCUUAUGCUAACAAGAAAUGUGGAAAGGUAAAUCGAAAUAUGCUUUACAAUGUAUUGUAGCUUCCAACGGUAUGUGUCAUUUAUCGAAGCAGUAGACGGGAAUUUCUAUCAAUGUUUGAGAGAUCAGUUAUUGUCCAAAAAGCACAAGUGGUCGAACGCUUUUAGACCAGCUGCAAUGCUUCUAGAUCAAAGCAAUACAAAUUUCGUUGAGACGACCCAUCGAAUUUUAAAGUUGCAUAAGCUGAACAGAAAAACACCCGUGUUCAGAUCGAUAUUUAGUGUUCUGCUUCGCACUGGAUAUUGGAUAGAAGCUCGAGUUCAAAAGUACUCCAUUGAAUGCCGUAGCAGGGCUGUGCUGGGUCGCGAGCCUCAACUACGUCGUCUUCAGGAAACACUUACACCUGCUGCAUGUAAACUGCUUAAGCGGCACAUGCGCAUUCCUGUUACUGACUACGUAUUGUCGGGGGAGUUUUUCACGGCCGUUGAUACUACAGGAACUUACACAGUCUCCAAAAAUCUUAUUAGUUGUUCCUGUUUCUUUUAUGUAGAACACAGAGUCGUAUGUCGUUACAUCUUGGCAUAUUGUUCGCACGAUAAUGUCGAAGUUCACAGAGAAAGCAUUGGUGACAGAUGGCUGCAUUCCAACAGCUUCGUAACCGCAGUAACGAUUGACAAUGAAUUACAGGUACAAGUCGGGCAGACAAGCGUCCUAACAUCGAUUCACAACUUAUAUCGGCGUAUGUCCGCUGAACAGCGUACCGCUGUCCUUAACUAUUCUCAUCAGUUGCUUAACGAUGGAAUACCUACUACCAUCACAAUGCCCGUCGUCCGAAAUACCACAGGCACCAACCGUCAACAGAACGUAGAUUUGGAUGCUACCUUAAAUGAUGACGAGAUGGAAGUAAUAUCUAUGAACUCAGAAGAGUUCACGGACCGAGACAAUGAAGAAGACGAACGUGCGCACAAUGACCGACUGUGUGAUAUUUGCCAUCUAUGUCAGCCGCCCAGUGAACUAGCUGAUGGAAGUGCUUGGAUUUUUUGUCCAUGCAACGCUAUGUUUCAUUCGUUCUGUGCCUACGACCCAACAGAAGUAUCACCUGGGUUCAACUGUCCCAUGUGCGGCGCUGUCACGGACUCAUAGUGGAGUCAUCGAUCAGGACCGAAGGAGCUGUGUAGAGACCGAGUAAAGGCCCUUUUCAGGGCCACCCACAAUUUGAUUUAAAUUUUGUUUGAAUUUCUUGUUUCCAUUUUAAGGAGGAGUCAUGAAACCAUCAAUAAUUCAUUUCACAUUCAUAUGAUUUGGUCACUAGUUACAGUAGAGAAAUGUAGUAAGAUCAGUUCACUAGUACAACAAGAUCAUUUCUAUUGCUAAGGUCAAGUGAACAGACACUGAUCGGUCAUAGCAAUUCCAUAGUAAUAAAGCUGUAGAUUAAUAAUUAUCAUCGCUCACUUUAUUACCAUGCCAACAGCUUUCCAUGUUUUUCAAAUUUAAGGUUUCAGUGAACGAUUCCGUACAGAAAACAACGUCAUAUAAUGAACAUUAAUCUGUCGAACAAAAGUUUAUGCAAAGGUGUGUACGAUCAUUCCAAUCUCUUUUCACUUAGCUAAGGUAGACGAUUGUACUGAGAUCAGUUCAUUAGUACAACAAGAUAAUUUGUAUUAAGAAGGUCAAGUGAACAUACACUGAUCAUUCAUCACAAUUCCAUAGUAAUGAAGAUGUAAAAUAACUUUUUCUAGAUUAAUAAUAAUAAAGUGAUUAUCGAUCACUUUAUAAUUUUGUCAACAGCUUUUAAGGUUUUUCAAAUUUAAGGUUUCAG
This is a messenger RNA of Schistosoma rodhaini, 12132 nucleotides long. Lineage: Eukaryota; Metazoa; Platyhelminthes; Trematoda; Strigeidida; Schistosomatidae. The record is from the annotation of a GenBank genome assembly.